Molecule: messenger RNA, 399 nt
Organism: Enterobius vermicularis (human pinworm)
Lineage: Eukaryota; Metazoa; Nematoda; Chromadorea; Rhabditida; Oxyuridae
Source: the annotation of a GenBank genome assembly
GACUGGAAUAAGGUAGAACAGGUUAUGCCUUUGAAAUCAGUUCCGAAGUUACCCAAACAUGAGUCUUUUCCAACCCCCAGUGGCUGGUUUCCUCCUAAAGUCAAGGGCGAUUUACCGUAUUUCGUCAGAAGACGAAGGGAUCAUCUUUUUCCCGUAUAUUUACACGUUAAAAGAGACAAAUUGGAUCCAAAAACUAUGGACUUCGAUUACGUGGAACUCGUGGAAUUAAGGGAUGUAGCUGGAAACAUUUUUGCUUUUGCGAAAGACAUGCAGGAAUUUCUUGAAGGAGAAUUAAGCCAUCCAGUAGCAAUUAAUGUAGACGAACUAAAAGGGAGAGUAACCGUUAAAGGCUCCGAAAGAUCGCAAGUUGAGAUGUUCCUGAACAGAUGUGGCUUUUGA